This is a messenger RNA of Culex quinquefasciatus (southern house mosquito), 1410 nucleotides long. It is a transcript of the gene mRpL37, whose product is annotated as 39S ribosomal protein L37, mitochondrial. Lineage: Eukaryota; Metazoa; Arthropoda; Insecta; Diptera; Culicidae. Gene Ontology annotation, biological process: translation. Gene Ontology annotation, cellular component: mitochondrion; ribosome. Bases 91 to 1350 code for a protein of 419 amino acids. The transcript has 3 exons. Gene Ontology annotation, molecular function: structural constituent of ribosome. The record is from RefSeq and is a predicted model, not a curated record.
CAAACUUGUGCCGCCCGCGUUACUCAAUAGGUCGUGAAAAAUAAAGUUCCGAAGAGUUUCGUGAAAACCAGGUGAAAACGGCGUAAAACAAUGCGUCUCACGUCGGUCGUGCUCCGGCAGCACAUCGGGUUCCACUUCAAGCGCCACUGGAUCGUUCAGGGCAAGCGCGUUCCGUCGGAGACCGGCGCCACGGCGGAGUUGGCCGCGCGCGGAAUUCCGGUUGUCGAUCCGAACGCGCUGAUCCGCGAACGUCGCGAGCUGGGACCGCGCGUUGAGGUCGUGGGGCAACUUCCGCCGGAAGUCAAGUUUGACGAGACGCAUCCGCUGUACAAGCGGGAACCGUGUUACGUUUAUGGAGAUCGGAAUGUUUUGCUGGAGGGCGUCCGGCAGGCCCAGGUUCUGGUCAACACCGUUGUGUAUGACGAGUUGCCGCUGAAGGUGGAGGAGCGGUUGGAGAAGACCAAGAUUCCGACCGCGCUGGACCGGUCCAUGCAGCAGUCGGUGCUGGCCGCGCUCGUGUUCGAUGCGGAGCAGGUCAAGACGGCCGUGGUCAAGGAUCCGGAGCGACCGGCGUACAAGCUGCCGCGGAAUUAUGGCAUUUCGGAUGAGAGGAGGAAUCGCCUACUGCUCUCCAAGCUCCUGAUUCACUGCGAACGCUUCACCGGCCCAUCGGUCGCGUCCUGCCGGAAGAUCCUCUCGAACGUACGCUUCGUCGUCCCGCUCGCCAAAGACCUGGACCGCGUCCAGCUCUCCCUGAAGGCAGACACCUUCAUUACAUCCGCCGCGGCCAUCACCCCGUACGACAGUGCCGUGUACCGGCCCCAGGAUCAGCCCCUUCCGGAUUUGUUCCCCCUGCGCGAAACGGUCACCAUUCCAACCUCAAACCAUUACGAGUGGCAAACCCAGUACCCAAUUCGGCGCGCCGAUUACCGCUUUGCCCACCCGCAUACGAUCCUCGUGCACUGCUCCCCGGCGGAUGUCGCGAACCAGUUCGAAACGCCCGUCACGGACGACCAACGCGAGGGACGACUCAUGCUCAAAGCCUUUGCCGUGGCCGCCUCACGAGCAAGACAAUUUUACGGGGACUCGGUGAAACUCCUCCCGCGGCCUAUCACCGUCCAGGCCGUCCAAACCGACAGUAAGUGGUUCCACUUUGGAAUUUACCAGCUGAACACACUGGACCUGGAGGCCGGCAGCGACGGGCAGAACCAGCCCGCCCGUAAUCUGUGGUUCCGGAAGCCACGGAUGGAUCUGUACGGCGAGUGCGGCUACCUGGUGGGGAAACCGGCGCUGCACGAGUACAACCGGGACGUGUUGCGGCAUUUGGCGGUGUUUUACGGCAGUAGUUGAGCCGACGAGGUAGAGUGCUAGUGUGUGAAUAAAUGGAGGAGGAAGGUAACCUUGCUGAAA